AGCCUCGUUUCCUGUCACAGGAUGAGCGCGCCGACGGUAUGGGAGGGAGCUGGAAUGUCGCAGCUGGACUUUAUGCACAAGGACGAGUGCGUGCUACUGGACAUGGAGGACAAGAUAGUCGGUCACGACAACAAGUACGAGUCGCACAUCUUCUGCCCGGAGCGACCGAGGGGCAAACUUCACCGCGCGUUCUCGGUGUUCCUCUUCAACGACAAGGGAGAGCUCCUCCUCCAGCAGCGAGCCAAGGAGAAGAUUACCUUCCCAGGCGUUUGGACCAACACCUGCUGUUCCCACCCUCUCUUUGGCUACCAGCCCUCUGAAGUUGACGGGCCUGAAGAAGUGAAGCGAGGAGACGUGCCGGGGGUCAAGCGCGCGGCCGUUCGCAAACUUGAGCACGAGCUUGGAAUUUCUCCUUCUCAAGUUCCGAUCGAAGACUUCAAGUUCCUUACACGUCUGCACUACUGGGCUGCUGAUGUUGUCACUCACGGACCAGCUUCUCCCUGGGGAGAGCAUGAAAUCGAUUACAUCCUCUUCAUCCAGGUCAAGGACGUCGAGCUGAAACCGAACCCGGAGGAAGUGAUGGACACAAAGUGGGUAACCUACGUCGAGCUGCUUGAGAUGAUGAUGCCUUCCUCCAACUUGCUCUGGUCCCCCUGGUCAGCCCUCGCCCCACCCCCUCCUCCUCUUUCUCUUCUCUUGUUCAUCUGA
Guillardia theta CCMP2712 is the source of this 708-nucleotide messenger RNA. RefSeq names its product isopentenyl diphosphate isomerase. Gene Ontology annotation, biological process: isoprenoid biosynthetic process; isopentenyl diphosphate biosynthetic process. Gene Ontology annotation, molecular function: isopentenyl-diphosphate delta-isomerase activity. The record is from RefSeq and is a predicted model, not a curated record. NCBI's taxonomy places the organism in Eukaryota, Cryptophyceae, Pyrenomonadales, Geminigeraceae. Gene Ontology annotation, cellular component: cytoplasm. The transcript is spliced from 10 exons. Bases 22 to 708 code for a protein of 228 amino acids.